ACACAUGAUAUCCAAAAGACGCCUUUUUUCCCCAUAAGAAGAAGUAAACAGAUUUUAAGCAAAACCCUUGGUUUUUAGUACUAUAAAUUAGAAACAAACUCCUGACAGUGCUAAUUCACAAUCGUGAAGGAUCAAGGGAUUUAGAAGAACAAGGGUUCUCUUGCAAAACGUUUAGAAAUACUGAGCCAUAUUGCAGUUGACGGAACUGUCAAUGGCGCAUUUUCAAAGCUGUAAUAUUCAAGUUCUGUAACAGGUGCUAAUUCAUCCACCUUUUUCUGUAAACACACACACACACAGUUAAUUCGGGGUGCAGCGGUUCGAUCUUGUGAGGUUCAGACCUAUUUUAAUGAGGUGAUAUUGCAGAUGGUUUCGCGUUUAUUUCAUGGUGACAAUGGAGUAAACGAGUCGUCAGCGGCUGGGUUGCUGGUGCUCCCAGGGCUGUUUAUAUCAGAGAAUAUACGUAGAUCACAAUCUGUCUUUGAAAAUACAUGUUAACUAUACUUGCGAUAAAGUACAACAGCAAAUUUACUUGCUCCACAGUUUGCAGUUUGUUAUUGUACCAGUUGUCAGAUUUUGUGUGAACAGAGUGUGUCGAAUAAUCGUCUGGUAUAACAGUCGGUCUGUGCAACAAAAGGCGGAGAUGUCCAGACUUGGCAGGACGUGCUCUCAGUCAGCAGGGCGGCCCCGAGAGCAGAGCUCUGGAGCUGCUUACACUCGGGGUGCACAGGGACCGGCUGCUGGGGUCUCCUCUGACCCCUCGCUUGUUCUGCAUGAAGAGUCCCGCCUCCCUCACUGCAGGCCUAACGAAAUGAGCCAUGCCUUUUCCCCAGAUUCAGAGGACUCGAUCAAUAACGGAGCGUCGGUCUUUGGGCGAGUGCGAUGAGUGGUGUGUGCUCAGUGAGGAGGGAGUGUGCAGUUAUCGAGGCUCAGGGUGAUUAUGGGCCAGGAAGCUGACAGAGAAAUAAUAAAGAAGUCGGAGAACGAAAAGGAGGGACUUGUUUUUUAAGUGGAUGAUGUCAGGGCCCACUUGGCUGCCCCCGAGGACUCUGGCAAGCCCAGAGCGGCCAAUCGCCUCUGUCUCCAGCGCCAGUCCGGCCUUCUACAGACCGCCCAAAAAGGUUGCCGCGGAAACCAAUUCCAAAUACGGCCACUUCGACCAGAACAGUGGAGGGGGAGUCGGCAUGGCAACCAGAUACAUGGCGACGGGGCCUACAGGUGGGAUGAUGCCUCACAAGCACCAGGAGGACCCUGGGCCAACGGCCUUCUGCCCACUCUCCCCCCAGUCAGGAGACCACUACUACCCAUCAUCCUCUGCAGGCAAAGAGGAGAGACCUUCUUGGAGCUCCCAGAUGAGUGCUUUUGACCUUCAGUCACGUGCCUCCGACAGACAGGGGGCGCCACUGUCCAGCAUCGACGCAGAGAUCGACUCUCUCACCAGCAUGCUGGUCAACAUGGAGAGUCACCCCCAGACCUCCCGGUCACAGGUGUACGACAACAUGCCUUACGCCAAGCAGCAGGCAGACCGCUACAAGCCCACAAUGCAGCCAGGCGCCUCUGCGCAGGGCAAGCCGACACCUGCCUACCACCACGCUUCGGCGCAGUACCACCGCGCGCCCCAGUAUGCCAGCGGCUCGCCUGUCUCUUCCAGCCAAUCCCCCCAGUCCUCCCAGUACAGCCCCGGCAGUGCCCAGCAGGCCUACCCUUACUCCUCUCAGGGCGCGAAGCCGUACCCCCAGCCCGUGCCGGCCUCCUACACCACCGCCUCCACCCCCACGGGGCCCCGAUUCAGCAUCCAGGUCAAGACCGCGCAGCCCGUCAGCACCUAUUCCCAGACUGGUCGGCAGGCUGAGCAGGCCUAUGCCCCUUCCCCGCCCCGGCAGCCGGCCUCCCGCCCGCUGCAGGAGCGCAAUCCUGGCUAUCCUGACCCGGGACAGGCCUGGUACCGCCCCCCACCACCGCUGCAGCCCCGGGACGAGCAGGAGAGUGGCUACAGAGGGGGGGCGCCCUCAGCCGCCGUCCCUCGAGCCAGUCAGACCAGCCUGCCCACGAGGAGCCCAGAGGCCCUGCCCCCAGCCCCAAAUCAGGGCUACCAGCAGCACAAGGGGGCGAUAACCCGGCCAGAGGAGGAGCUGGACCGGCUGACCAAGAAGCUGGUAUACGAUAUGAAUCACCCUCCAGCGGAGGAGUACUUCGGCCGCUGCGCGCGUUGCGGGGAGAACGUGCUGGGAGACGGCACGGGCUGCGUGGCCAUGGAGCAGGUGUUCCACGUGGACUGCUUCAGCUGCAUCACCUGCCACACCCGCCUGAGGGGGCAGCCCUUCUACGCCGUGGACAAGAAGAGCUACUGCGAGAGCUGCUACAUCGUGAGUGCGGCGCCAAUCGGUCCAUCAAGGUUUAUUCAUCAGUGCACAAACAGUACGGCGGACAGCGCUGUUGUCCGCGAGCUGGUUCAGAGGGAUAGAAGAGUAGAAGGACAGGAAUUUAUAGGGAUUAGAUGGACGGAAAGGAAACAAAAUGAGGAUGCGCUAAAUUACACAAUUGCAAUUUACAGUACAGUUACAGAUUGUGCGAAAGUAACACAAGGAUAG
Lepisosteus oculatus (spotted gar) is the source of this 2588-nucleotide messenger RNA. NCBI's taxonomy places the organism in Eukaryota, Metazoa, Chordata, Actinopteri, Semionotiformes, Lepisosteidae. The record is from RefSeq and is a predicted model, not a curated record.